Molecule: messenger RNA, 8734 nt
Organism: Amoebophrya sp. A120
Lineage: Eukaryota; Dinophyceae; Syndiniales; Amoebophryaceae
Source: the annotation of a GenBank genome assembly
CGUAUUUACCAUAAGAUUAGGAAGGUCCACAAACACUGAGGAGCACCAAGAUAACGGACGGAACACAUGAUUGAAGUACGGAGAUGGUGUUGACGCUACGGCUUUCCGUCUAGGAGUAGACCUCAAGUACCAAGGAAGUAGGUCGACAAGCCAGAAGCUGCACUGCGUCCACGUUGAAGCGUGACGUUUAGAACGUCACGCUUCAACGUGGACGCCGGCGCCUCAACGUUUGGGGCAUUGGGGGACAGCCGCCAGGGGGGAGGGCUGCCCUUCCCGCCGCCUCUGUUCCUUGCUGCGGUUGCGCCGAUGCCCCGCACCCUCGCCCGCCUUUUUUGCGGCUUUUGCGCGGUUCUCGGUGCCCCUUCCGGCUAGGCUAUCACACCGGCCGGGGCAUCAUUCCGAUCGUUGAGGCCGCCCGCUUUUCGUCAAAGCGCUAGAGCGUUUAGUAGAAAACUCUUAGAGCAGCGGAAAGUGUAGACGUUGGUAUUACAGCCAAGAUCGGCGCGGUUUAGUGUGCUCUUCCUUAGGGCGGCAUCUAGUGAUCGCACACACGGCAGUCCUCGACGUGUCAUACGUCCACAGCCGUACCGCCGAACUCUCCAAAUAUUUUGGAUGGAAAACGAAAUGCUGGAGCCUCAUCUUCGUCGCGCAGCAACUGACUGCCUUCUACUCGAUCGCGAUUCUAUCGGGAUUUCGUUUGAUUUGACGUUCAAGAUCAUCUCCGAUAGGAUAGUCCUCAUUCCACGCUUUUCUCUCCUAGCUUUUCUACUCGAUCCCUUCCAUUCCAAAGCUUUCUACUCUAUCCCCCUCCAUAUGUAGGGAGGACAUCUUUCAGUUUUCUAGGACAUCAUCGCCAAGAAUGGUCGGCCACUCCAGUCGCAAAGGUCGUGGCUUGGCCGGGAUCGAAGGAAUCCUCCAGCCGCGCGGCCGGCAUUGAGCCGUUUUUCCAGGUCAAGGGAAGAAAACGCAAGGGGCCUCACUGCCUCCGCUUUGAUUGCUAGUCUUGGUGGACAAAAGAAGGGAGUUAAGCGCCGCGACUCGAUCAUAGAUCAUAUGACGAAUAAAUGAUGAACCACGCGCAGCGUAGAUUCACUCCUGUCCAGUGAUCCAAUAAAUUGCCUUUACAAUCUUGAGAGAGAUCCUGAAGGAAGCACAAGGAAAGCAAUGACCUAAAUGAUCCCGGUACUUGGUGCCAAACCUGACCAGAGUCAAGUAGCUAAAUACGACCUAACUAGGCCCCUGACCUAGUCCAGACAUAGGGACGAACCUGACGGGAGUCAACCACCAAAAUGACCCCAAAAGUGACCACCUUGAUGACUCGAAUCACGUACGACCCAAAUACGUACAGGCCUUGGGUUAUAUUGCACACCGUGAACGCUAAGAAUCUGCCCAGUAGUUAGGGGAUUAGCCUCAUCAGUACGGCGAUCCCUAAAGGAGAAACCUACUACAUCCCUGUGGGUUUUGUUCUCAACUGGUAUUGAGUCUUCUCUGUGUGGUUCGUCUUCGCACUUUCGCUUCGCAGAGUUAUGAGCCCAAAACACACUCUAAGCGACAUUUAAGAAAACUAACUAAGCGGCCACACAGUAGUAAAAAAUGAGCACCACCAGCGGCAGUAGCAAGCGGAAAAAGCAAAAGAAGAACAAGAGCGGGAUGAACGGCGGAAACAAGAAUACCGGAGCCGAAGGGCAGCAGGCUGCCAUCCAGCAGCCGGAAACCACAGCGCCGCAGACUCCUCCUGGCGACAAAAACAAGAACCCCCCGACCCCGAGCACUGGUGGGAGCACCCUCGGCGUUGCCGAGCGUGAGGAACCCGUGAAAAAUAAACAGGAGUUGCAGAAUUUGGCGCAGCAGAAGCACAACCUCGAGCAGAGCUACUUGCAUCUCGACAACGAGAAAACCAAUAUCGAGAACAACUGCAAGCAGCUGCAGGAUCAGGCGGAAGCCGCUAAACUGCAGGCGCAGCAGGCAGAAGAACAGCGCGAGAAUGACCGCGCCGAGCUGCAGAAGCAACUCAACGACGCAGCGGAGAGGGCGGAGUCGGAGCGCGAAAAAGCCGAGGAGGAACGCCUCCAGAAGGAGCGCGAAAAGCAGCAACUGCAGGAACAAGCCAACGCCGCGAACCAAAUGAAGUGGGACCGACCUGCAGAACCAGCUCUCCCAGGCGAAAAAGGAGAAGGAAGAGCAGCUUGCCAAAGUCCAGGAGCAGAAGAAUCGCAGCCCGGUGCGCAACAAGAAGAAGAAAGACAAGAAGCGCAGGCGGUCCUCUUCAACUUCUGGAAGCUCGUCUUCCGAUUCCAGUUCUAGUAGCGGGAGAGAGGACGACGGUGAGAAAAAGAAGAAGAAGAAAAAGCGCAAGAAGGACAGCAAAAACGCAUUGACCAACCAAGGUCCCCAACUUCGCCGAGAGUUCCACGAUGCCCAUGUGGGAAUGGUUGGAGAUUUGUGGCGAGAAGCAUGACGCGAAAGACGUCAAUUGCGAAUGUCGAGGGCAAGAUCUCCUGUGUCGACAUGUUGCGGACCUACCGGGCCAUCACCAAGCGGCCCGAGGUGAAAGACAUCCGGAGCGCAGCUGAAAAGCUCGACCGGAUCUGCGACAUUUUCCGUGAGGAAUAUGGCGACGAGGAUCUUUUGGCGGAGGAUUUGGGGAAGUGCACUAUGGACCCGAAGAAGCAGACGCCUUCCGAGUGGUUCCGCGAAUUCCAGCAAAAGCAUUCUGCUUUGCCAGCUGGAGCAAUCGCUACGCGCGAGGUGAUCCGUGUUGCCCGUCGCAACUGUACGGAAAUGGUGCGCAAGACCAUUAUCAACGACCGCCCCAAGACCCUCUCCGAGCUUGCGACCAGCAUUGCAAAGGCGCAGGCGCAGUGGAAGCCCCCUGCCGAGCGUGAAAACGCUGAAGGAGCUUUCUUCGUCGGCAGGAAAGGCAAGGGCGGCGGAAAGCACGGCCAGAAGACCGGAAAGGGCAAAGGCAAGAAGGGCGACCGUGUUUGCCAUUAUUGCAAGCGCUCCGGCCACUUCAUUGCCGAAUGCCGUGACAAAAAGCGCGACGAAGCAGACGGGAUUUACAAGAAUGGCAGGUCGUACGCCACGACCACGAAGUCGACCAACGGCAACAACCACCAGAACCAGGGAAACCACAAUAACCAAGGCGGACAGCCGCAGCAACAGCAGCAGCAGCAGGCGCACCAGCCGCAGCAGCAGCAGGUGUGCCCACCGCCGCAGCAGCAACAGCAGAGCAGCUUCCCGGUCCAGCAGGUGUGGCAGCCGCCGCAGCAACAAAAUGGCUAUGGGCACUACGUGGCAGCCCCCCCCGUGCAUUGAAAUCGCUAACAAGUCCGAGCACUUGCAGCGUUUUGCGACACAAACUGCCCACGGUGCGAAUGUGGCAGACUACAUCCUGUUGGUGGACUCGUGUGCGAGCCGGCAUAUGAGUGGCGACUUAAGUUUGUUGCGCUCUUUGCGCCCGGCCGAUACGAAGCUGACUUUCUCGACUGCGAACGGCUUAUGCGAAAGUCGUACCGUCGGAGACAUGUGGAGCCCGACGGGUUGCAUGUUCAAGAACGUGGUCUGCGUGAAGUCCCUGGGUUCGAAGACCCUGUUGUCUCUCGAUCUUUUGCGGAAGAACGGCUUUCCGGUAUCCAUCGACAACGUGAAUUUCUUCAACAGGUUCCCUAUGCAUAUCCUGGGAGGAUGCACCACGGUCAAGAUUCCGAUGCACGUGGUGGCGAAUCCGGUGGAAAAGUGCUUUGUCACGAACACGCAGGAGCUUAUGGAGUCACUCUGGUGCACUAAUUUUGACCAUUUCACUAGCUUUGUUGGUUUUGGUAGUGGUGCUAGACUAGCGUGGUACGAGAUAGACGUAGAAAAUCUUUCCACUUCGGAAAUCAUCAAUGGGAGUCGAAUGAGCCGAGGCAAGCAGCUUGUAAUGCUCUGCCCUGUCGUCAGCGAUGAGAUCAAGAGCAAGCUGAAAACGGUGGCAGCUUAUUUCGAUGAGCCAGUAACCGUUUCAGCGGGCCCCCUAAUUACUCAGGCCCGAACGUUCGAAAUCAGCAGCGAAGAAAUCCAGAGUCUCGCCGCGAUUAGCUUAAAAAGUGAGCAAAUUUGCGGACUUGACUCGCGCCAGACCGCGAAGGGUUCCGAACCUGUUGAAAACAGUAAACAGGUGCAGUCUAGCCACUUGACUCAGAACCAUUCAGCUCGCGCAACCCCUGAGACAGAAGUAGAGGAGUUAAGUAGUGAAAGCGAUAGCGCAGUAGAGGAUAGGCCUAAGCCUGUCUCAGCAAAGUCGAAAAAGAAGCCCAAAAAGAAGAAGCGAAAAGCCUCUCCACACCCGGAACGCACUAUGCCAGCAGAGAAGUUUUGCAAGCGAGAUACCGAGCACGCGCCUCAGUGUGGACGCUUGCCAUGUAGUAAAAUAUGCGAAGUAGCUGCGAACUUGUUUCUACCUACCUUUCAGAAAAUCUGGGAAAUUAUUAGAACCAUGGACAACAGUCCGCAGGCUCGUUGCUGGGUUGUGCAUUUCUGCAAGCACAAUCUACAACGCCUGAAGACCACGGCCUUUCCCCAUAAUAAGGUCGGCGGAAUCGAUUCAAAUUCGAUAUCCGACUGGGUAGCGCUAGACACGUUUUGGCCCGUAGGCAAGAGCCAUGCCGUUUUGCAUGCUAUCAACCUGCACAGCCGCGCAAGCAAAACGCACACACUUACGCGAGCCCCGAAAAUGCAGGACGCUAAGAACUUUCUAGAAAGCCUCAAGGCGUGUGGGGUUAUUGGUAAGAACAUCGUAUGCGACCAAGGCAAGGAGUUUGACAAUUCCGAAGUUCGUCAGUUUUGUCAGUUGUAUGGCUCCCAACUUUUCUUAACCCCUAAAGCCUCUUGGGUAAAUGGUACCUGCGAACGCAGACACAGAGUCUUUCGCUCUGUUCUUCACAGGCUCUAUUAUGUAUUCGGGCAGACAACUACUCUUAUCCCCAAAUUAGUCGAGCAAGCCACUAACGCUGUCAAUAUGACACCAACUAGCGCACUAGAUGGCCCAUGUCCCUACCGGGUUCAGUGGGUUAUCAAUCCCCAUAAGUUGGAGCCCCCUGGCCCUGAGGAUUUGAACGGCCAGCAGUUAGUACUCAUGCAAGACCCAGAAGUAAAAGAAGCCUACCAAAUGCGUUGCGAGGCUAGCGCCUGGAUAGAAAAAGUCAAAACUGAUAGUCAACUUGUGGCCGAAAUGAAAAAGCUACGCGAAACGCAGAGGAACUGCUACAAAGAGUCCGACGAAGUUAAACAAGGCGAACUAGUAGAGUUCUUUGAUAAAGAUAAGAAGGAGUGGAUGGGUCCAGCGACUCUAAUCCAUAGACAAGUCAACCCAGAUUCAGUAACUUUUGUAGUAGAUCACGACGGCCACUAUCGCCGUGCGCAUGCUAGUCAUAUUAGAAAGCACGCGACAGCUAGUGACAUGCUGCUACCUCCUAUGUUGUUGAAAGUCUUAUACAAGACGCACAGCAUGCCCGUGGGGCAGAGACUACCGCAAGUGGGAGAGUUUGUUGAAGAGGAAGCGAAAAUAAAAGUCGUCGGCGAUGCAUCGGACAGGCGCAAGGGCACAAGACCCACGAAAGUCAAUCAGGAUGAAUUCGAACGCGAUUCGAAACUUGAGGAAGCCCAGCCAGUGCGGCCCGGAAGUAACAAGGAGAAGCCUGCCAGCGUGCAGAAGCCUGCUAGUGAGCAGAAGGAGCCUGCGUGGCAAGAUGUGAAAGGAAUCCAGGCAGUGCGACCUGAUGAGAAGAGCCAGGCACUCCGACCUGAUGAGUCCCAUUCGCCUGCGUGGCAAGAGUAGCUCAGUGGAGCAGUCGCAGCCACUAGGGUCUGUCGACAGUGUGAAGCCCCCGACCGCUUCAGGCGGGGAAGAAGGCGCAGCCCUUUCUAAGAGGUUCCGGCUUACUAAAGAUUAUAAGGAUUCCGUGUGUAAUAGGAUAAAAGCCGAAGAAGCUGAGAAGCUUAGGAAUAUCCUAGCUAACGAGGAAACGCUUCCAGUACGUGGGGCAUGGCAUUUGCGAAAUGCAGAGCGCGGCAAGACGCUGAAGCAAAUUCGUGAACUAGUUGGGGCACAGCCCGAAACUAGAGAACUAAAGGAGAGCCAGCUGCAGACGCUAGCAGCUGACAUUGCAGAAAGGUGUAGAAAUAGUGAAGAGCUUAACCACAUAGACGAGAGAUCCCUAAUUGCUAUGCUCGCGCCUUUAAUAGUUAGAGACUGGGAAAAGGGUGAAACUUGUUUCAAAGUUGCAACCCUACCAAAGGAACAAGAAGAAUUUGACACGUCUACCGACGAGUGGCGUGCAGCUAUCGAGAAGGAACUCACAGCCCACAAGCAUGUUUUUAGAGAAGCGACCGCGGAAGAACUUUCAACCCUUAAAAAGUCAAGGAGCAGACCAAUUCCGUGCAAGAUGCCUCUGUCACGCAAGCGCUGUGGCAGAUGCAAGCGCAGAACUGUUUGCCUUGGAUUUAUGGACAAGGUUUCUUCGUAUGAUUCUUAUGCUUCUAUUCCUGAUCUUAGCCUUUUGCGCAUGUUGUUAGCACUUAAGUGUCAGGCGCCAGGAUUGUACGCAUUCCCGAGCGAUGCUACGCCAGCCUUUUUGCAAGCGCCCUACCCAACUGAUGGAGUUAUUAUCGAUUUAGAUACACGCCUACAAGCUGAACGAAACUACCGCUCCGCUGUUGUAGUCGAUGCGAUGAAUGGCCUGCGCUUGAGUAGCAAAGCGCGGGAAAGUCAUCGAGAUUCGAAACUCGAAGAGCAAAGCUGGAAACGCAAUCCAAUCGAGGCCACCCUGUGGCAACGUGGUUUGGUUUUACUUUUGGUCUUUGUUGAUAAUUUUUGGUUUUUCGGGAAGAAGGAGGAAGUCACGAAGUACCGUGAUGAACUGAAGCCAAUUUUGAAGCUAGAGCCAGAAGUAGUACGCGACGAGGGACGCUGCCGCGUCUACGAUGUUUUGGGCAUUGAGGCGUGGGAGUGUACUACCUCCGGCGAUAUUUUGCUCAGCCAAGACGUCUAUGCUUGCGCAGAAGAUUCUGGAGAGAUUCGGCGGGGAUAUUGGAAAAUCAGUCACGUUACCAAUGGAAUCUCCCCCGAACUCUGCAACAGAGGACGACCCUAAACUUUUGAAACUAAAGCAAGAAAGACUGGCAGUCUGCAGCACCUAGCUCAUACGCGUUUAGAUAUUGUAGUAGCGCUAAAAGCUUGCGCCAGGGUGGAGGCAACUGCUGAAAGCAUUGCAGCCCUGAGGCGUGUAUUUAGAUAUUUGCGAACACGUCGCGGACUGCAGUACAAGAACAACCGCGAGACCUUCGGCGAAAAGCUGGUCCUAUCGGCUUGGAGCGAUUCGGACUGGGCAUCGUUUUCGGACCGAAAAUCCAACAGCGGCGCAGUCAUCACCCUGAACGGUUGCGCGAUUGCUUGGCGCAGUGUGACUCGGCAUUCAGUGUCUACAAGUGUCAGCGAAGCUGAAAUAUAUGGCAUGAGCGAAGCGAGCAAGAUGGCUUUACGUUUCUACUAUGUAUUGGAUUCGCUACGAACUUGGUGGCGUCAGUAUUUUAGUAGCCAGAGCCUAUUGCUUCCGAUUGCUCUUGCAUGCGACAACAGUUUUGCGAUUACUUACAGCCAAGGCUCUUGCGGUGUAAAGUCUCAGCUGAAACAUUUGGACAUCAGACAUGCAUUUAUCAAGGACUUGACUCUACGCGAGUUCAUCAAACCCCUCGACCACAGUACGCAAGUCAAUCGAUCGAAUGGAUUGACUAAAGUUUGUCCCGCAAACGAAUUUUAUGAAUUCCUGAAACUCAACAGCAUCGCCGUGCUGGAAAAUUGAAAACGAACACAGAGCGAUGUGGAUGCUGGUGGACAAGUUCCGAGGAACCGAGACAGGGGGACGAGAAUCGAGAAGGAUGAUUUGACGACGGAGAUGAAGACACUUUGAAGGCCUUGAGCAAACAAACGAAGACAGUUUUACUGGAUGAAUAUUUUACAGCUUUCAACUACGCAUUGCAAACUCAUUCAGAUUAUGUCGCUUUAUAUCAGUGCACCAGCAACCAUCUACCUUGCUUACUUUUAUAUCAGCGACGUACUUUGUUUUAUCUGUUAGUAUGGACAUGGUCAGGAGUGAGGGGGACUAUGGCGAAUAAAUGAUGAACCACGCGCAGCGUAGAUUCACUCCUGUCCAAUGAUCCAAUAAGUUGCCUUUACAAUCUUGAGAGAGAUCCUGAAGGAAACACAAGGAAAGCAAUGACCUAAAUGAUCCCGGUACUUGGUGCCAAACCUGACCAGAGUCAAGUAGCUAAAUACGACCUAACUAGGCCCCUGACCUAGUCCAGACAUAGGGACGAACCUGACGGGAGUCAACCACCAAAAUGACCCCAAAAGUGACCACCUUGAUGACUCGAAUCACGUACGACCCAAAUACGUACAGGCCUUGAGUGAUAUUGCAUACCGUGAACGCUAAGAAUCUGCCCAGUAGUUAGGGGAUUAGCCUCAUCAUUACGGCUAUCCCUAAAGGAGAAACCUACUACAUCCCUUGGGGUUUUGUUCUCAACUGGUAUUGAGUCUUCUCUGUGUGGUUCGUCUUCGCACUUUCGCUUCGCAGAUCAUCAGCUCUAGGCCGUGCAAUGAUGUCGAUUGCGUCUGUCUUUGCGCACAUCAGGGACUUCGGCUGCCUUUUCUGCGCUGAAGUUACUCGCGCUUCAGGUAUGCGGUCAAUUGAAUACC